This is a messenger RNA of Sphenostylis stenocarpa, 285 nucleotides long. The record is from the annotation of a GenBank genome assembly. NCBI's taxonomy places the organism in Eukaryota, Viridiplantae, Streptophyta, Magnoliopsida, Fabales, Fabaceae.
AUGGGGUCGUGUGGGUUGUGGUGGUUACGUGGUGGCUGGGCUCGCGGAUGCAAGGUUAGGAGAAGGGUGAAAUGUGGAAGGUGGAGAUACGGUGGCUACGGUGAAGGCGCGGAUGAGUGUGGUAGUGAUGGUGGAGAUGAGAAUAGGAAGCAAGGGAGUAUGGUGAGAGUGAAGAUGCAAAGAGGUGGGACUGGACCUAUGGUGGUGGGCUGCGGGAUGAAGGUUAAGGGUGGUGAGUGGAAGGUUGGGAUGCGAGGCCGCGAGAGGGAAGGAAGGUAUGAGUGA